UAAUUUUGGUUUUUCGACACUUUUUCUCACUUUUUGACCAAAAUUUGGAGAAUUUUAUGCAAAAUUUUCUUUCAGGAAAUGAAAAACAGAUUUUUUGAAAUGAAUUCCAAAAACAAAAUGAAUUCGAAAACAGUUUCUCUUUUGGUCUCUUUGUUCGCGCUGCUCGCUGUCGUGACGUCAGCGUCGAGUCCGUGCGACAACAGCCCCGACCCCGUGGCGUGCGGGCGCGCGGUGUUGCUGAGGGGACAGUCGCAUAUCGGCAUUCCCAGCGCGUGCUUCUCGCCGGUGGACGCGGGCCCCUGCGCUCAGGACCUGAUCCGCAUUUACUACGACUCUAAGACGUACACGUGCAAAGCCUUCUCUUACAGCGGUUGCGGCGGAAACGCCAAUCGCUUCGUGAGUGUGAAGAACUGCUACAAACUCUGUCAUCCCUAUUAUCGCCAGCGCUUCGUCUCCCUUUCCAGCGACGCGGGCGCCGCGCCCAAGCAGUUGGGGCCCUUCUCGAAGAAAGAGGGCGACGAACCCGACAGCGAGGAGGCAGCAGCGUUGGAGCGCUCGCGCGCGACGUCCACCACGACAGCGACGUCGGAGACGACAACCGAGGGAACGACGACCACUGAGGGCACGACCGCCGAGACGACGACCGCGACGACGACGACUGUGGCGGCGGCUGAAGACCCGGCGCCUCUCGAGAAGACGAAGGAGAAGACUUCUGACGGCGCGCCGCCCGGACUCAAGUUCUUCUCCACAAUAGACGUCGUCAACGAACGCGACGCGUUCGCACCGGCGGUGAUGGCGCAGUCGCAGUCGCAAUCGCAGCGACUAAGGAAUGUGCAGAGCGCGGGGUACAGGCCGAUGGGAGGGUUCGUGGCCACAAAGAGCGGAACUCGACCUCAAAUAGUGAACAAACAAAAGAUCUUUUAUACGAAAUAUUGA
Molecule: messenger RNA, 936 nt
Organism: Medioppia subpectinata
Lineage: Eukaryota; Metazoa; Arthropoda; Arachnida; Sarcoptiformes; Oppiidae
Source: the annotation of a GenBank genome assembly